Onthophagus taurus is the source of this 5240-nucleotide messenger RNA. Its product is annotated as SLIT-ROBO Rho GTPase-activating protein 1. Gene Ontology annotation, molecular function: protein binding. Gene Ontology annotation, biological process: signal transduction. NCBI's taxonomy places the organism in Eukaryota, Metazoa, Arthropoda, Insecta, Coleoptera, Scarabaeidae. The record is from RefSeq and is a predicted model, not a curated record.
UAUAUAUCAAGAGGGUAGCUGAUAGUCUGCGGCGAGUUGUGGGUACGCAUGCGCCGGCGGCGCCCGAUUGGUGUCCCUCCACUUCGGGUACCCGCGGAGUUCUCCACCUUACUUUUGCUUACAACGGUACGGGCAAACGAGAGAUUCGAGCCGCGUAAACUGACGGUCCAAAAGGGGUCGCCGUAAAAUUUGUUGUUACUUGCAAAACGAUUGCACGUGCCUGAAGAUACGCAGACGGAGAAUAAGUGAAAGUUGAAAUCGCGAGCGGCCGCGGACUGUCAAUCGCGUCCGGACGAUAUGUGAAUAGAUCCGGGAGAUGUUCCAGUGUAUCAUCCAGCAAAGGAACGGGUGGAUCCAUCCUCACAACACCGAGACGAAAGACGUCUUUCCAGAUAUUAGGCUUCAGUUGAACGAGCAACUACGAUGCCUGGACAUGCGCAUGGAGGCCCAAGUGGCCUUAGUGACCGAGCUACAAGAUUUCUUCCGCCGUAGAGGGGAGCUGGAGCUGGACUAUUCAAAGAAUUUAGACAAACUGGCGAAGAGCCUUCAGCUUCGACACAAGGAGCAAAAGCAAAAAAGGGAACAAUGGCCUUUAUUUUCAAGUUACGCUUGUUGGCAACAGCUGGUCACUCAAACGAAGAACUUAUCACGUGACCAUGUGGCCCUCGCCGAAGUCUACUCCACUCACUUAGUUUCAAGGUUAGCGCAAGUUAUGGAAGACGUCCAAAGGAUAUAUAAAAGAUGCAGGGAAAUUGGAUACGAAACGCACGAAGAAAUUCUCAGAGUAUUACAUGAGCUUCACACGACCAUGAAGACAUAUCACAGCUACCAGGGCGAGCUCCGACAAGCGGAGGAGAAGCUCAAAGCCGCUGAAACUCAGCGGAACAAGCUCAAACAAUCGCUACCUCAGGAUAAGCUCGAACGGUCUAAGAAGUACAAAUUCAUGGAAAAAGAAGUAACGAAACGUGCUAGUAAAUGCUCGGAUGCUAAAAUAAAAGCGCUAAAAGCUCGUAAUGAAUACAUUUUGUGCCUGGAAGCCUCCAACACUACUAUUCAUAAGUAUUUCGUCGAUGAUUUAUCUGACUUAAUCGACUGUAUGGACUUUGGGUUUCAUAAUUGUAUAUCUAGAGCUUUACUUAUGCAUGUUUCCGCUGAAGAAGGUCGCCAAAGGUCAGUGCAACAUGGUAUGGAUACUCUCUCAACGUGCAUCAACUCACUAGAUUCGGGUUCCGAUAAGCAACGAUUCCUAGAAUACAAUCAUAGCGCGUUUAUGAUCCCUAAAAAAUUGGAAUUCCAAGGCCAAAAAACAGAUGACGGUGUCACCUUACAGCAACCGGAACCGGAAAUCCAGAAGAUACUUCACCAGGAGAUGGAAACCAGACUGAAUCAACUCCAGCAACGUGUGACGACAUUACGAGCGGAGUCUGACGAAGUUUGGAAAACGUUAGAAACUGCCGAAAGCACGUUGUUGGAAAUGUUAAACGCUAAGGACUACGAUUGCAGUCAGUAUUUUGGGGAAAACGCUCUCCCCGCAACGAAACCGCCCGAAUCGCUAUCGAUGAAGCAAAGGGCCGAUCGACAAGAGACUGAGGAAUUUUAUUUAACGAAAUUUCGUGAAUACUUAUUAGGUUCUACUAGAAUAGCUAGGUUAGAUGCUAAGCAAAAAUAUAUAAGUCAAACAUUAUUAGCCGAAACUCCCGAAGCUGGAAAUACAUUAAAACCGGUUUCAAAGAUACCACGGCGCAAGCGUAUUGGUCGACUACAAAUGAGCGGUCAACCAAAAUUAUUUGGAGGAUCACUUGAGGAGUAUCUAGAAGCCACCAAUCAAGAAAUUCCCCUUAUUAUUAAAUCAUGUGUUCGUGUGAUAAAUUUAUACGGUUUACAUCACCAAGGAAUAUUUAGAGUGUCAGGGUCGCAGGUUGAAAUAAACAAUUUUAGGGAGGCUUUUGAGAAAGGCGAAGAUCCUUUAGCCGAAAUGACCGAUUCUUCCGAUAUUAACAGCGUCGCGGGUGUUUUAAAACUUUAUUUACGUGAAUUAAGAGAACCGCUUUUCCCUAUUAUUUACUUCGAACGUUUUAUGGAACUAGCACAACUCGAAUCGAAACGUGAAUUUAUAACGAAAAUACGUGAGUUAAUUUUCCGACUUCCCAGACCUGUUGUGGUUGUGAUGCGUUAUCUUUUUGCAUUUUUAAAUCAUUUAUCAGAAUUUUCUGAUGAAAACAUGAUGGAUCCUUACAAUUUAGCGAUUUGUUUUGGCCCGACGUUGGUGCCCGUCCCAGACGAUAAAGACCAGGUUCAAUAUCAGAACCAAGUUAAUGAGCUUAUUAAAAAUAUUAUUAAAUACAAUGAUUCUAUUUUCCCUAACGAUGGCGGUGUGGUUUAUGAAAAAUACAUUUCGCUUGAACCGGAUGAUCAUGAUGUUGGUGAUUCACCCUCUGAGCAAGGCCAUGAAGAUAUCGAUUCGGAAGUUUAUCCUUCAGAAGAUGAUUCUGAAUGCAUGGAAGCGACUGCUCAAUUCGAUUUUCAAGCGCGUUCGGAUCGAGAGCUUUCCUUCAAAAAAGGUGACACGGUAACUUUAUAUUCGCAAAUAUCGAAUGAUUGGUGGCGCGGUGCUGUUAAUGGAAAUCAAGGAUUAAUACCAGAUAAAUAUAUAUCACUAAAAAUGAAAGAUGAUGAUCGUGAAAAAAUUGAAAAUUUAAAGUCGAGUUCGUCGGAGGAAUCGAUAAGACGCAGAGCGUCUAGUUCGAACGAUUCGAUGCUGUCCGAGAGUUCAAUGUCGGCAACGAAUUCGCCAUUAGUUCAAUGCGCACCAAUGACUUGGACGGCUGUGCCUAACAUGAACGAAGAGACUAACAGUUCUACAGUGCUUAUGAAUCAGUCUAGAGAGAAAUUAAUCGGACAUAAACGUAAUAAAUCAUUGGAUGGGACAUCAUUACAAGACGACACGAUAUCACACAGAACAACCAUAAACAUCAACCAAACCUCCCAAAACAUCAUAAUAAACGGUUCGUCUUUAUCGCUAAAUAAAAAUUGUCAAGAUUCAUCAAACAGCGUUGAUACCGUUGAUACCCAACACGGAUCACCCGUAGAAAUACGCAAAAAAAGUCAAGAGCCAGCCGAAAUCGACGAAUCAAACGUCGAUUUUAGCCAAAACCGCGAACAAUGGCAACGCCGGGCAAACUCGCAAUCCCAUAUCAAAAUAUCACAUACCUUAAAAGCAAAUCGAAACUCAGAAAAUUGGAUGCAAAGGCAAAAUUAUACUCCAGAUCUUGUUAUGGAUUUACCUUUAGUAGGAAAUUCCGGUCCAAAAGAAAUGGUUAAAAAAUCGAUGAGUUUGUAUUCGGAUCAUGGGGAAGAAGAAACAAAGAUUUUAGAUAACCCGGAAAGUCCAGAUAUGACCACGGCUGCUGAGAGAUUUGCUAAACAAAAUCAAUUAACUGUUAAGAAAAAUACUAAAGUUCGAAUCGAUUCGGGCGAUGUUACAAAACAAGUUUCCGAUUUAGUGGCCAUAACCAGUCCGAUUCCCGAUCGGAAAUAUGCGACAAUUUCGAACGCGACAACCACUACAUUUAAGCCGCAAAUUAAAGUGAAACCUCCGGUGCUCAAAAAACCGAUGUUUUCGGUUCCUUUACCCGCUCAGAUACCAACAGAUUUAUCAAAGGACCAAGGAGAUGUUUCCACUUAAGAUUAAAAAAAAAAUUAAAAGAGAUGAGGUGCGGAACGAAUUUUCCCGUAGACAAUAAUAAUCCACUCAAACAAAAAUGAAGGGAAAAAGUCCGAAAUUUCUCUUCAACUGAGAAUUUGGCGACUAUUUUUUUAUGGUAUUUUAAGAAGUUUUUUAAUAUAUUUAAGGAACGUGUUUAUACCGAAAAUGGUAAUUAUUAUUUUAUUGUUAAUUUUCGGGAUUGAUUUUUUUGAUCACACUCUUUACAAUUUAUUUCACAUUUUCACUAAAAAUAUUUCUAAUCAAUUAAGAAAAAAAAAACACGUACAACUUUAAAUUGUGCCAUAAUAAAUAAUAUGGAAUGUGCACAAUAAAAUAAAAUAUUUUAGGACAAAAAAAUGAAUGCAUUAAAAAUUUUAUUUUAUUGAUCACAUAAUAUUAUGUAUCCACUGGUGUACAUAUCGUUUUUACAUCCAAGUACAGACGAUGUUCUUCGAUUAUUAAAAUUUCCUUCGCCAGAGCUUUUUUGCACAACGACUUUUUAAUCGAUAUAGAUGGUGCUUUUUAAUCUUAUCGUGUAUGCUGCAAUAACUUUGCGGCUCGUAUAUUUUUUACAUUCAUGUGAUCCAUGUGAUUUAGUAAGAACCGUUAACCAGAGAGGGUUUUAUUUCUCCCGCAAUUUUUCUCCCUUAAAAUAUCGACCAGUUUUUACUCGAACAAUCGUAAUCUACAACGUAUAUUUAUCUAUUAUCAUUGUGUAAUCUGUAUUUUUGGAAUCUUAAUAUCCAAAUAUUAAACGUAUUUAUAAUGGGUAUUUAUUGCGGAAUACGAAAAAAGCUCAAAGCUUUUGAUGUUUUUCGUACAGCUUUAUCUGGCGUAAUCUGUGUCAAUUUUCGUUCCUUUUUUAACAAAAUAAUUUGUUGUAUGCAAAGAUUUACUUUAAAUUUGAGAAUUAAGAGAUAUUUUUAAAUCAUGUUUUAUUUUUUUAGUUUCUCAGGUUAUUUGCGUGUUUUAAAAAGUCUCCAUUUUCAAUGUUAACUGUAAUUUUUUGUAUACAAUUCACCACGAGACUGAAAAAAAAACAAAAAAUAGGAAAAUAGAUUUUCACAGGGUGUCUGAGAGCUUUUAUUGUUUUUGUUUCUCAAAAUUUUUUGGUUUUGUUAAUUUUAAUUCAGACUGAACCGUACUUCUUGUGAUCGUAAGGAGCAAAAGUUCGUAAUUUGUUACCGUGUCGUUUUAUAACAAAAAAAAAAUACACAACAACAACUUAUAAAAAGGGAAAAAACACCAAUGGUAUAUAACCGUUCAAAAAAAUCCGAACACCGUAACAUUUAGGUGAUAAAGGUAACAAAUAUCUAAAAAAAAUAACUAUGUUUAUGAAGACCUUGCCUUAUCGAACAUAGUGAGCGUAACAUAAGUUAAAUACGUUUCCCUAGCCGUAUAACAUUAAUCGAGCGCUUCAUCGAAUUUGUCCUUUCUCAUAAUAUAAUAUUCGUUACAGCGCUCGUUUUUUUUCUUAUUAAUAAUUAUAUAUACUGUAUUUAAUCUAUAAAAAUAAACUUCAAAUCGAAUCGUA